AUGGCGUCGGAAGUUCAGGAGACCAGAGUUGAGACAUCAUCACUGGAUGAGAGACUCUCAAUUCUCGAACUGGGAGAUUCGGAUGCGGAGGACUCGGAAGCAUCAGAUGCGAGCGAAACAACUGUUCAUCCCUUCGAUCCGAAAAAGUGUCUCUUCUGCAAUUGCCACAAUGAAGACUUCAACGACAACCUGGACCACAUGAGGAAGCGGCACGGAAUGACCAUUCCGUACCCCGAGAGAUUGAUAGUCGAUCUCGAGGCACUGGUCAAAUACUUCCACCUCGUAAUCUACGAGUACACCGAAUGCCUCUACUGUGGAUCUAUCCGGAACACCCCGCAGGCCGCACAACAACAUAUGACUGGAAAGGGUCACUGCAAGAUCGACAUUGAAAAGGAGAAUUCCGAAUUCAAAGACUUUUACGACUUCGAACCCGACACCGACUCCGAUCAUGAUAGCUUUGGCAAUCCGGGACGUGAUUUCUCUGUUGAUGUGGAGGACGGAACAAAGCGACUACCCUCAGGGAGGACGGUCACCCAUCGAAGGGCCAGAAAAGUGCGUGAUGAUCGAGGUUUGAAGUCAGGACAAGAACACAACAGCUUCUCCGGUUUGGAAGGUGGAGAAAGCUCCCAGAAUCCGAAAGACACCACGGCUUUGGCGAUCAACAGUGGGAAGAAGAAAGAUUUAGUUGCUAAAAGCUCCGGCAGCCUAUUCGACAAACAACUGGCAACGAUGAGGCAAGGAGAUCGACUGGCUCUUGCUCAUUUACCUCUUCCACAGCAGAGGACUCUGGUCGCCAAGGCCAAGAAGCAGCAAGAGAGGUGGAAUCGGUUAGCAAACGAUGAGGCGAUCAAGCGACAGUGUAAAGCUUUGGUAAAUUAG
Colletotrichum karsti is the source of this 879-nucleotide messenger RNA. RefSeq names its product putative TRI15. The coding region runs from base 1 to 879 and encodes 292 amino acids. The record is from RefSeq and is a predicted model, not a curated record. Gene Ontology annotation, biological process: ribosomal large subunit biogenesis. Lineage: Eukaryota; Fungi; Ascomycota; Sordariomycetes; Glomerellales; Glomerellaceae. The transcript has a single exon. Gene Ontology annotation, cellular component: preribosome, large subunit precursor.